This is a messenger RNA of Agelaius phoeniceus (red-winged blackbird), 1798 nucleotides long. It is a transcript of the gene LIMD1, whose product is annotated as LIM domain containing 1. Lineage: Eukaryota; Metazoa; Chordata; Aves; Passeriformes; Icteridae. Gene Ontology annotation, biological process: cytoskeleton organization; negative regulation of hippo signaling; response to hypoxia. The record is from RefSeq and is a predicted model, not a curated record. Gene Ontology annotation, cellular component: transcription regulator complex; nucleus; P-body. Gene Ontology annotation, molecular function: transcription corepressor activity.
CGCUAAGCCGGGCAAGAUGGACAAGUACGACGAUCUGGGUCUGGAAGCCAGCAAGUUCAUCGAGGACCUCAACAUGUACGAGGCCUCCAAGGACGGUCUCUUUCGGGUGGACAAAGCUGCCGGCAACAACCCCGAGUUCGAGGAGACCAGGCGGGUGUUCGCCACCAAGAUGGCCAAGAUCCACCUCCAGCAGCAGCAGCAGCAGCAGCAACAGGAGGAGAUGCUGAUGGCCGCGAUGAACGGAGGGGCUGCCGCCUUCCACCCGCCCCGUCCCAGCCCGCCGGUGGCGCGGGGUUCGAAGCCGCCCCCCGCCGCCGAGGGGCCGCGAGCGAGGCCCUGCGAGGGAGGGGAGCGCGGCUUCGGAGAGAGCGGCGCACGUGCCGAGGCCCCGGGGAGCCAGGCCGGGCGCCGGGGCUGGGAAGCGGAGCCCGACAGGAUCCCCCGAGUGGGGGGCUCACAGCCUGGCGGGGGGCGCGGGGAGCAGCAGGCUGGGAGCCCCGGCGACCCCCAGCCCUGCCGCGGCGGGCAGGAGAACGGCGGCGAGGGCAGGCGAGGUGUCGGGGGCCGCGACCCGAUGCCAGCCGCACAGAGGUCCUCCUUCUCAAACGCCGGGACCCCCUCGGCACCCUCGGUGGGGCCAGAGGAGCCCCCGCCACAGCAGAGGUCCUCAUCCUUCUCGGCACCCUCCGCGCAGCCCACUCGGGGGUUUUCAGGCUCCGCUGAGCCCUGCGGUCCCAAAGGCGGAGGAGAUGGCAGCCAGCCGUGGUACCAGGGUGUCUCGCUGUCCUUCCCGCCAGGCUCCGCACCUGCUGCUCCCAGUGUGGAAUACCAGCACGCCGCUGCCUACCCCGGCCCAGGCGGUCACUUCGUGGCCCACGGUCAGAACCACAGGCCUGCCAGCGGCAGCGGGAACCCUGAGGCGGGCUCCUCACGCCUGGCCUCCCGAGGGAUGGUGGCUCCCAAUGCCCAGCAGAUGCUUUUCCCGGAGGGCGUGAGCGGGCCACGGUCAGACUCUGGGCACCUGGAUGGCUCCAGCACAGCAAAGGUGAAGCUGCCCUGCCAGACCCUCCUUCCGCAGCCUGAGCAAGGGCCAUCGGCGGCUGAGCUGAAGCUGGAGGCGCUGACCCAGCGCCUGGAGCAGGAGAUGGAUGCUCGGCCAAAGGCCGAUUACUUCGGUACCUGCGUGAAGUGCAGCAAGGGCGUGUAUGGAGCAAACCAAGCUUGCCAAGCCAUGGGCAACCUCUACCAUGACAGCUGCUUCACCUGUGGAGCCUGCAGUCGAAAGCUGAGAGGAAAAGCCUUUUAUUUUGUCAAUGGAAAGGUGUUCUGUGAAGAAGAUUUCCUGUAUUCUGGUUUCCAGCAGUCGGCUGACAGGUGUUUCAUUUGUGGUCAUUUGAUAAUGGACAUGAUCCUGCAGGCUCUAGGGAAAUCAUAUCAUCCGGGCUGCUUCCGAUGCGUCAUCUGCAAUGAGUGUCUGGAUGGUGUGCCGUUCACUGUAGACUCUGAAAACAAAAUCUACUGUGUCAGGGAUUACCACAAAGUUUUAGCUCCAAAGUGUGCAGCAUGUGGACUUCCCAUUCUGCCCUCCGAGGGGUCUGAUGAGACCAUUCGGGUUGUGUCCAUGGACAAGGAUUACCAUGUGGAAUGUUAUCACUGCGAGGACUGUGGGAUGGAGCUGAACGACGAAGAUGGGCAUCGCUGCUACCCACUGGAUGAACAUUUGCUUUGUCACUCCUGUCACCUGAAGCACAUAGAGAAUGGCACCACCCCAGCAGCUGCCUACCAGCACCACUACUAG